AUGUUGGUGUUUCGGAUUAUUUUGCUGUGCAUCGUGGAGUUGCAUACUGGCUGCGAUGCGGUGCUCGCCGCCGGUCUCACCACUUUCCGGGCUUUCGCUCCACCUGCAAAAGAGGGUGUUGUGCGGACCGUCGAUCGGAUUUACCAUGGAGGUGGGAAGGUUGGUUACCUACUCUACAUGGACGGGAGAAGGUUUCAGUUAGAUAUGGAGAGGGAUGAGUCAAUUUUGUCACAGCACUUCAAAAGCGCCGCGCCUCUGCACCGGGAGUGUGUGUACCGGGGAACCGUGGACUCCAACCCCAAGUCCCUGGCGGUUUUCAGCCUCUGUGGUGGGGGUCUAGAGGGCUUUUUCGCUUUGAAACACGCACGCUACACAAUCACACCCCUCAUCCGAGCCAAGGGACACAAUAGCGACGUGCGUUCGCUGGAUGACAAGGAUGCAGAGAGCGCUCUCCACUACUUCACGCAGGAGAGUUUCAGCUUCGAAGCCAUGCCUGUGAGCGAGAGCUGUGGGACCAAGGAAGGGCGCGGGCGCAUGGAUGCAUCGAGGAAACACCGGCGUAAGGCGCACGGCAGAAGAUGGUGGAAGCAGUUCUCCAAACCUGCCUCUCCGCCCUCACUGGGAAGUCGGCGCAAGAGGUCAGUUUCGCGCGCCAGGCACGUGGAGCUUCUGCUGGUCGCUGACGAGUCCAUGUCCAAGAAGUACGGCAAGGACCUGCACCACUACCUGCUCACGCUGGCCUCCAUCGCUUCCAAGUUGUACGGCCAUGCCAGCAUCGAGAACCCCAUCCGUCUGUCCGUUGUGAAGGUGACCAUGGUCACGGAGAAGGAGAAGGGGUUGGAGGUGUCCAAGAACGCAGCCGCCACGCUCAAGAGCUUCUGCAAGUGGCAGAACCAGCAGAACCCACUGGACGACGACAACCAGCACCACCACGACGCCGCCAUCCUCUUCACCAGGCAGGACCUGUGUGGGCACCACUCGUGUGACACACUGGGCAUGGCCGACGUUGGCACCAUCUGCUCACCAGAGAGGAGCUGUGCCGUCAUAGAGGACGACGGACUCCAUGCCGCCUUCACCGUGGCACACGAGAUAGGUCACUUGCUGGGCCUGUCCCACGACGACUCCAAGUUCUGCGAAGAGCGUUUCGGCGCCAGCGCGGACAAGCGUCUCAUGUCGUCCAUCCUGACCUCCAUCGACGCCUCCAAACCCUGGAGCCGCUGCACCUCAGCUACCAUCACUGACUUCUUUGACGAUGGCAAUGCCGAGUGUCUCCUGGACACUCCUCGCCAGCCCAUGCUCGGCUCAGAGGAGCUGCCCGGCCAGAGCUACGACGCCGUGCGCCAGUGCCGCCUGGCGUUUGGGCCUGAGUACACGGUCUGCCCGGGCAUGGACGUAUGCGCCCGCCUGUGGUGUGCAGUGAUACGCCAGGGCCAGAUGGUGUGCCUUACCAAGAAGCUGCCCGCCGUGGAGGGCACGCCGUGUGGCAAGGGCCGCAUCUGCCUCCAGGGCAAGUGCAUGGACAAGACCCGCAAGAGACACUACUCGGCAUCUAACCAUGGUAGUUGGAGUUCGUGGGGUCCGUGGGGGGCAUGUUCAAGGACGUGUGGUGGAGGGGUGCAGUUCGCCCAGCGUCUAUGUAACAACCCGCCGCCCCGAAACAAUGGGCGCUACUGCACCGGCAAGAGAGCCAUCUACAGGUCCUGCAGUGCCACCCCGUGCCCCUCGACCAGUAAGAGUUUCCGCCAGGAGCAGUGUGAGGUGCGGAACGGCCCCCAGACAGACCCUAAGGGGAUGAAGACCUUUGUGGAGUGGGUACCCAAGUUCGCAGGAGUGCUCCCCAAAGAUGUGUGCAAGCUGACAUGCCGGGCCAAGGGCACAGGCUACUAUGUGGUGUUCUCGCAGAGGGUGGUGGACGGGACAGAAUGUCGGCCGUACAGCAGCUCAGUGUGUGUGAAGGGCAAGUGUGUGCGUACCGGCUGUGACGGCAUCAUCGGCUCCAAGCUGCAGUUUGACAAGUGUGGCAUCUGUGGAGGGGACAGCACUGGCUGCAUCAGAGUGAUAGGCAACUUCACCAAGAAGAGUAAGGGCUACACAGACGUUGUGAAGAUCCCAGAGGGCUCCACCCACAUCAAGGUCCGCCAGCACAAGCCCAAGGAUCAGCCCCAGUACACAGCCUACCUGGCACUGCGUCGUCCCGGUGGCGACUACCUCCUCAACGGCAAGUUCAUGAUCUCUACCUCAGAGACAGUCAUCCCCCUCAACGGCUCGGUGCUCAACUACAGUGGCUGGAGCCAGCGGGAUGAGUGGCUACACAGCAUGGGCCCUGGGGCCCUCAGAGAGGCCCUUACAGUUCAGAUUCUGGCCACGGACUCCAAGAGGCCCCUGGAUAUCCGCUACAGCUUCUUCAUGCCCCGUCGGGUUUUGGCUCCAACACCGCCACCUCCCCCACACACCUCCACAACCACAUCCACCACCACUACUAGAACCAUCUCUACAAGAUCAAGCAGUAGAACCACAUCGGCCCCGUUUUCAGCCAUGGCUCUCUCUACAGCCCCAGGGGUGUCGACGGCGGCCUCUGGGCCCCAGUGGGUGACUGGCCCCUGGAUGAUCUGCUCCAGGACUUGUGACACGGGCUGGCAGAGCCGCACGGUGCAGUGCAAGGACCCGCUGGCCAAGCUGGCCAAGGGUUGCCCUCUGGGCGACCGCCCCUCCGCCUUCAAACAAUGCCUAGUGAAAAAGUGUUGA
Messenger RNA from Salvelinus namaycush (lake trout), 2745 nucleotides. RefSeq names its product A disintegrin and metalloproteinase with thrombospondin motifs 5-like. NCBI's taxonomy places the organism in Eukaryota, Metazoa, Chordata, Actinopteri, Salmoniformes, Salmonidae. The record is from RefSeq and is a predicted model, not a curated record. Gene Ontology annotation, biological process: extracellular matrix organization; proteolysis. The transcript is spliced from 10 exons. Gene Ontology annotation, molecular function: zinc ion binding; metalloendopeptidase activity. Bases 1 to 2745 code for a protein of 914 amino acids.